Messenger RNA from Haemonchus placei, 664 nucleotides. The record is from the annotation of a GenBank genome assembly. Lineage: Eukaryota; Metazoa; Nematoda; Chromadorea; Rhabditida; Trichostrongylidae.
UGACUGAGCGUGUGAAGAAAACUAGGCUAGAAAGAUGUAAGGAAAUUUAAAGCUAUUUUCGCAGGCACGGCAAAGCACCAUCUUUUUCACUGACGAAUGCCUGUUUUCAACAGACCAAUUCCUGAACAUCCAAAACGAUGAGCUCUGCAGAAGCCAGCCGACAUGGAGGGGUUGCUCAGCGAUCUGUACACCGCAAGUCGUUGAUGGUUUUUGGGGCAAUCACAUCGGACGAUGCCCCAAAAACCUUUUCUUGGAGAAAGGGGUCAUGGUGGAUAGCAAGACCUUCUUAAAAGGCGUGUUGGAGAAGGAGGUGCUCUUCAGGGCAAAAUCCCUAUCGGCAAUAGGACAUGGAGUUAUCAGCAGAACUCAACUCCAGCACACAAGUCCGUGCUGGUACAGGACUGGUGCGGAACGCAUUUCCCAGACCUCAUCUCGUCGGACUGUUGGCCCCCAAACAGUCCAGUCCAAAUCCAUUGGACCAUUCCCUGUGGUUCAUAGGAAGAAAGCCUGCUCUACUAAGCACAGAAGUUUGGAUGCUCCACGUGCAACCCCCGUUGGAGCAUGGGAGGUUUCGGACGAAGGCUACCUCCGUGCUGCCGCCGACGCAUCUUCUAGGAGAAGUUCGCCCUGUAUUCGCGCAAAAGGAGGCCAUUUCGAGAUCUAG